UAGAGGCUGGAGUCCUGCCUAGGGACAUCCUUAGCCGACGAUAUAACUGAGUGAGUAUCCACGACGUGCAAAUCCAGUGGCGCUUCCCCAGACCACAUCAGGCACUCCAAGAACAAGUCAAAUCAGCACACAACUGGAUUGAGGCAUGAACACAACCUGGGUAGCUAAUGAUGUAAAAACCCAGAACGAUAGGCAAAUCCGCUCAACUGGAUUAAUUUUCGCAAUAUUGUUCCUGAUCCUUUGUACAUGCCAGGUUACAGUGUCUUUGUCUUCUGAUGUAACUGGAAGUGUCUUGAUUCGAGACUCCUCCAUUGGGAUCUUGACAACAUAUUGGGCAACAAGUCCCAAAACCGGCAAGGUGUCCUGGGGCAAUUUUCGAGCCCUAGAGACGAGACUAACGUCAGUGUAUGACCGAAACCAAGAGAAAGGAUAUGUAAUUUCCAAAAUUGUUCUGUCUCGACAAGCUUGGGUUGCAAAUGAAAGAUUUCAAAUCAUGUUUUUUCGUAAACGAUUACUGGAUGCCAUUGCCGUAAAUCCUCUCGAUAUACUUAGGAACGGACGUCAAGCUUACCAGGAAGGUGGGGUCAUUCUCUAGCUCUGUGAUCGGGUACCCCCGGCACCAUAUUUUGGCGAGGUCGAAAGCGUGGAGAGCACCUGGGUAACCACGGACUCGCAUCGUGGAGGGAUCACAUUUACGUCAAAACAAAUUAACGACGCCUAUUCAGUGGUCCGUGUA
Messenger RNA from Cantharellus anzutake, 736 nucleotides. RefSeq lists its product as uncharacterized. The record is from RefSeq and is a predicted model, not a curated record. The coding region runs from base 146 to 595 and encodes 149 amino acids. NCBI's taxonomy places the organism in Eukaryota, Fungi, Basidiomycota, Agaricomycetes, Cantharellales, Hydnaceae. The transcript has 2 exons.